Messenger RNA from Poecile atricapillus (Black-capped chickadee), 3715 nucleotides. It is a transcript of the gene TUT1, whose product is annotated as terminal uridylyl transferase 1, U6 snRNA-specific. The record is from RefSeq and is a predicted model, not a curated record. NCBI's taxonomy places the organism in Eukaryota, Metazoa, Chordata, Aves, Passeriformes, Paridae. Gene Ontology annotation, molecular function: RNA binding; poly(A) RNA polymerase activity. Gene Ontology annotation, cellular component: mitochondrion. The transcript has 10 exons. The coding region runs from base 122 to 3715 and encodes 1197 amino acids.
GUAACGGGGCGCGUUUCCGGGGGGAACCGUGAGGGGCGGAUCGCGCGGGGGGGAGCGGGAAGGGACGGACCGCUUCCGGCGGAAGUGGCUGAGGGACGGCGCGCGGGAACCGGGGCUCGCCAUGGAACCGGGGCCGGCCCCGGGCCCUGAGCCCGACCCCGCCACGGGCCCGGUGCCGGGAACUGACCCGGCAGCCGACCCCGACGUGGAGCCGCUGCACCGGGGCGGCUUCCGCUGCCGACUGUGCCAGAUCACCGUGGCAAACCUCCCCAGCCUGCAGUCGCACCUGGCGGGGAAGCGGCACCGGCGGCUCCGGUGUCUCCGUUCCGAGCGGCUCUCGCAGGAGCAGCGGAGCCUCUUCGUCAGCGGCUUCCCCCGGGGCACCGACCCCGCGCGGCUGCGGCGCCACUUCCGCGCCUUCGGGGAUGUCGCGACAGUCGUGAUGGACAAGGAGAAGGGCGCGUUUGCCAUCGUGGAGCUGGGUGACGCCGCGGGGCGGCUGCGGGCGCUGCAGGAGCCCCGGCACCUGCUGGGGGGGCGGCGGCUGCGGGUGCGGCCCCGGGAGCACCGGGAAUUCCCCCGGGAGCGCCCCCGGGACCCCCCCGGGACUCCCCCGGGACCCCCGGGGCUGCUGCAGGCGCUGGGCCGGGCCCAGGAUGUGGGGGCGCAGCUGCAGCUGCUGGUUGUGGCUCUGGAGCUGAGCGCGGCCGAGCGCCGCCUGCGGGAGCUGCUGCUGGCCCUGAUCCGAGAGGUGUUCACAGAGUUCUUCCCAGGCUGCUCCGUUGUCCCCUACGGCUCCUCCGUCAACGGCUUCGACGUCCACGGCUGCGACCUCGACCUGCACCUGGAGCUGGGGGGCCAGGACGGGGACCCCCAAAACCAGGAGACCCCAAAUGGGGACCCCCAAAACCGGGAGACCCCAAAUGGGGACCCCCAGAGCCCAGAGACCCCAAAUGGGGACCCCCAAAACCAGGAGACCCCAAAUGGGGACCCCCAGACCCAGGGGACCCCAAAUGGGGACCCCCAAAACCGGGAAACCCCAAAUGGGGACCCCCAAAACCGGGAGACCCCAAAUGGGGACCCCCAGAGCCCAGAGACCCCAAAUGGGGACCCCCAAAACCGGGAGACCCCAAAUGGGGACCCCCAGAGCCCAGAGACCCCAAAUGGGGACCCCCAAAACCGGGAAACCCCAAAUGGGGACACCCAAAACCAGGAGACCCCAAAUGGGGACCCCCCUCCCAAUGGGUCCCGUUUGGGGGACAAGGACCCCCCCCUAAAGGGGUCACUUUUGGGGUCUGGGGGGUCUCUUUUGGGGGACAGGGGGUCCCAUUUGGGGUCCGAGGGGUCCCUUUUGGGGUCCGAGGGGUCCCUUUUGGGGUCCAGAGACCCCUCCCUGGACGGGUCCCUUUUAGGGGACGAGGCCGCUCCUCCCUCGGGCUCCGAGUCCGAGGGGUCCCUGUCGGGGGGUGAAUCCCCCGAGCCCGGGGGGUCCCUUUUGGGGUGCGGGGGGUCCCUUUUGGGGCGCGGGGCCCCCCCCGAGCAGCUGCUGGCUCUGGUGGGCGCGGUGCUGCGGCGCUGCGUGCCGGGGGUCCGGGGGGUCCGAGCCGUGCCCGGGGCCCGGCGGCCCGUGGUCAAAUUCAGCCACAAACAGUCGGGACUGGCCGGAGACGUGUGCCUGGACAACCGCCUGGCUCUGUUCAACACCCGUUUCCUGCGGCUCUGCGCCGACGCCGACCCCCGGGUGCGGCCCCUGGGCUACGCCGUGCGGCUCUGGGCAGCGGGGCAGCGCCUGGCGGGGAACCGGGCCGGGGGCGGACCCCUCCUCACCAAUUACGCUCUGACGCUGCUGCUGGUGCUGUUCCUGCAGAGCCGCAGCCCCCCCGUGCUGCCCUCGGUGCGGCGCCUCCGACACCUCGCGGGACCCCGGGACCGUGCCCAGGUUGGGGGGUGGGAUUGCAGCUUCCCCCGGGACGCGGCCGAGCUGGAGCCCAGCGGAAACACCCAGAGCGCCGCCUCCCUCCUGGCCGAAUUCUUCUCCUAUUUCGGGAGCCUGGAUCUGGGGGGGCUCCUCCUGUCCCCCCUGGAGGGCCGAGCUCUGCCGCGACCCCCGCCCGGGACCCUCGGGGGGCUCCGCCCGGGCCCCCUGACCCUGCAGGACCCCUUCGAGCUCAGCCACAACGUGGCCGCCAAUGUCACCCCGCGCACGGUGUCGCGAUUCGUGCGCUGCUGUCGCGACGCCGCCCGCCUCUGUCGCGGCCCCGAAUUCCUCCAGAAAUCACGGAGGGGCCGCCCCUGGGGCGUGAUGCGGCUGCUCCAGCCCGAGAAUCCCGGCAAUUCCCAGGGGAAAUUCCUCAUCCCGGUGCCGCUGCGGGCUCCGGGGGUCCCGCGGAGCGAGGUGUGCGCGGCCGUGGGGUUCGUGCUCAGGGAGGUGCUGGGCUGCGGCUGCGAGCCCGAGGGAGACCCGGGGGAGCCAGAACCGGGAGCCGGGAGUCACCUGGAGGGGGAUUUGGGGCUCCCGGGAGUACCGGGGGGUGAGGAGGAGCUGCUCCCGGAGCCGGGAGAGCCAGAACCGGGAGCCGGGAGUCACCUGGAGAGGGUGACGGGCGAUUCCUGGGGGGAUUUGGGGGACCCGGGGACACUCGGGGAUGAGGGGAAGCCACCACCGGGAACCGGGAGUCACCUGGAGAGGGUGACGGGCGAUUCUCGGGGGGAUUCGGGGGUCCCGGGAGUACCGGGGGGUGAGGAGGAGCUGCUCCCGGACCCCUCGGAGCCAGAACCGGGAGCCGGGAGUCGCCUGGAGAGGGUGACGGGCGAUUCUCGGGGGGAUUUGGGGGUCCCGGGAGCACCGGGGCCGGGCUGGAAGCGCCGCCUCCCCGAGGGGGUCGCGGAUGGGGCGGGGGUCCCGCCCGCAAAGCGCCCCCGGGGCCCCGCGGUGCCGGCCCGGUGGAGCUGCUGUGUCUGGUACCGGGUGUGGCGGGGCCGCCGCCGCCUCCGCCGCCGCCUCCGGCUCGGGGGUCCCGGGGGGGCUCCGGAUCCUGGGGGAGCUCCGGGCCCCGGGGGGGUUCAGGGUCCCGAGGGUCCCGGGGGGGCUCCGGAUCCCGGGGGAGCUCCGGGCCCCGGGGGGGUUCAGGGUCCCGAGGGUCCCGGGGGGGCUCCGGAUCCCGGGGGGGCUCAGAAUCCCGGGGAGUUUCGGGGUUCCGGGGGGGCUCCGGGUCCCCGGGAUUUUGAGGGUCCCGGGGGUUUUCGGGGUCCCGGAGGGGUUCUGGAUCCUGGGGGAGCUCAGGGUCCCGGGGGGGCUCCGGGUCCCGGGGAUUUUGAGGGUCCCGGGGGGUUUCGGGGUCCCGGAGGGGUUCUGGAUCCUGGGGGAGCUCAGGGUCCCGGGGGGGCUCCGGGUCCCGGGGAUUUUGGGGGUCCCGGGGGGUCGCUCCUGGCGCUGGAGCGGGCGGUGACCGAUGCCAUUGUCCGGGGGGACACCGGGACCCCCCCCGAGCCGCUGCUCCGGUUCCAGCUCAGCGCCCGCCCGGGGGGGUCGCGCCGGGACCCCCAAAUUCUGCUGCGCCUCCAGCCCGACCCCCCCUCGCAGCUUUUCCAGGAGUUUUUCCACUUUUUGCGGAGUUUUCUGCCGGAAAUGGUGCGGCAGCGCCUGGGCUGGGGGGCGGGGGGCGCGGAGACCCCCGAGGGGGCGGAUUUUGGACAUUCUGAGGUUUUGCAGUAA